UAAAAGGCAUCUGGAACCGACUGAGGAGGCACAGAACUGACGAGGAACGAAGAGUAGAGCAUCGCAGAACACAAUGAAGCUACAAAGUGCCCUUCUGGUAAUCUGCCUUCUUAGGUCAAGCCUUGCUCUGCCAGUGCAGAUUGGACUAAUUGCAAGCAACAGCAAUGAGAUCCUGAGACUGAAUGGAUUAACUCUAGCUGCUCUUGGACAAGCACAGGGCUCUUUAUUGCCCCAGUAUGUUCUGCAGCAGCAGACACCUGAUGUCUUGCUCACGCCCCAGGUGUUGAAUUUGAACCCGCAACUGGGAGGUCCAUUCGGCCCCCAGGGGCCACAACUGUUGAUGCCCAACCAGGGUAACCAACUAACACCAAUGCUUCUCCCUAAUGGACAACAAGAGCAGCUUGGACCUCAACAGGACCCGAACAAUCCCAACAAUCCUCAGCAGGCCCAGAACCCUAUGCAGAUGUAUCCACAGUUUCAGUUUCCAUCGUUUGGAUUCCCUCAGCUUCACAGACAACAGGGCUACUCUUACUUUCUACCACGGUAUGGAUAUGCCCAGCAGAGGAACCCUGCAAUUCUGCCUAACAAUGGACAGCAGAACGUUGAAAGAGCCACACAAAGACCACAGCUCCCACUGCAGGGCUCUAAGCCACAGCUACAGACAGAAAAGACAUGGCCAGCAGGGACACAUGGAGAGUCCACCACUGUUCCCCCCGUUCCCCGUGGUGAUGCAACUGGUCCUGAUGAGGGUAAUGGCAACUUUCCUUUCCUGUUUGAGCCAUAGAUGUUACCUGGAAAGAAGCAACCUCAAAGCUGAGGUGAAAAAGCAUGAGGAGUGAAGUGGAAAUUAAAUGAAACUUAUAUUUUACUUUGACUACAUUUUAAAUAAAUACUUUUGCCAAGUAAAAUCUUUUUCACUCAG
Messenger RNA from Cyprinodon variegatus (sheepshead minnow), 922 nucleotides. RefSeq lists its product as uncharacterized. The record is from RefSeq and is a predicted model, not a curated record. The transcript has 10 exons. The coding region runs from base 74 to 784 and encodes 236 amino acids. Lineage: Eukaryota; Metazoa; Chordata; Actinopteri; Cyprinodontiformes; Cyprinodontidae.